This is a messenger RNA of Brassica oleracea var. oleracea, 2838 nucleotides long. RefSeq names its product probable WRKY transcription factor 19. Gene Ontology annotation, biological process: defense response; signal transduction. Gene Ontology annotation, molecular function: ADP binding. NCBI's taxonomy places the organism in Eukaryota, Viridiplantae, Streptophyta, Magnoliopsida, Brassicales, Brassicaceae. The record is from RefSeq and is a predicted model, not a curated record.
UAUGGGUCAUACCGCCGAUCCAAACUCGUUUGGGGCCAAAGAUGAUUCUGAGAAAAUCUCCGUAAACAGCGUUUUGGAAGCGCAUUUCUCCGGUGGUAAUCCUUCGGAUCAACAAGAAGAGAAACGGCUAAAGAUCUGUGUUCCUCGUAAGAAACGUCGUAAGUAUGACAAAGGGCAGCAGAAGGUCAUACAGACCACUGCGUCGAGUUUCAUGAACCUCGUCCAGCAAUUCACCGGGGAUGCUAGCUCUGUUUCAGAGUCAAAAAGUUCUAACACAGGCGUCGUUGCAGCAUCAUCAUCUUCCUCUACAUAUUAUGAUGUUGUAAUCAGAUACAGAAGAGGGGACAUAGGAAACAAUGAUUUCAUUAGCCAUCUUCGUGCUGCGCUUUGCCGGAGAAGGAUUUCUGUUGAUGAAGACUUUGAUGAAGUGGAUACAGUUCCAGAAUGUAGGGUUUUGAUCAUAUUCUUAACCAGCACAUACUUCUCUUCUACCCUAUUAAACAUUCUUGAACACCAACGAAGAGAGUAUCAAGUAGUUUAUCCUAUUUUUUACGGUCUAUCACCAUCUGAUUUGAUCAGCAAUAGCAAGGUUUAUGAUAUAUUUUUUCACCAAGACGAGGCAAAAAGGUGGCAGGCUGCUUUGAAGGAAAUAACUCAGAUGCCUGGCUACACAUUGACAGAUAAGUCCGAGUGUGAUCUCAUAGAUGAGAUUGUCAGAGAUGCUUUGUCGGUUGUCUACUCCAGUUACAAGGUCACCAUGGUUGGGAGGGAUAUGCAGAUAAAGGAAAUUUUGUCACUGCUAUGCGUUGAGUCUCCAGAAGUUCGCAGCAUAGGCAUAUGGGGUACAGUUGGUAUAGGAAAAACAGCAAUUGUUGAAGAGAUCUUUCGCAUAAUUUCUGUCCAAUAUGAGACUUGUGUCUUCCUUAAGGACCUUCAUAAAGAAGUAGAGGUAAAAGGGCAGAAUGCUGUGAGGGAGGACUUUUUGUGUAAACUUUUAGAGGUAGAACCAGAUGUCUUACGUACUUCCAAGAUUAAAACAAGUUUCUUGAAGAGUAGGCUUCAGCGUAAAAGGGUCCUCGUUAUUCUCGACGAUGUGAAUGACUUGAGAGAUGUUGAAAUUUUUGGUCCAGGAAGCAGAAUAAUCAUAACCUCUAGAAACAGACAUGUUUUUGUACUUGGCAAAAUCAAUCAUGUCUAUGAGGUCAAGCCAUUAGAUAUUUCGACGUCUCUACAACUUCUCGAUCGUGGAACACUUCAGAAUGUUUUGUCACCUGAGGUUUACAGUAAACUGUCACUUGAGCUGAUCAAAUUUUCAAAUGGAAAUCCACAGGUUCUUCAGUUCUUGAGCAAUAGAAAAUGGAAUCCGAUAUCAGAACAAGUUCAAGAAACAUCUCCCAUUUACAUUCCAGUUAUAUUUGAAGGAAGCUGCUGUGGGCUUGAUGACAAUGAGAGAAGUAUAUUUUUGGACAUUGCAUGUUUCUUUAAAAGGAUUGAUAAAGCCGACAUUGCAGUGUUGCUUGAUAGUUGUGGUUUCUCUACACACAUUGGGUUUAAAAGUCUUGUUGAGAAAUCAUUGUUAACCAUAUCACAUAAGAUGGUGGAUAUGCUUCGAUUUCUCCAGGCAACAGGUCGAGAAAUUGUUCGCCAAGAAUCAGUGGACAGGCCUGGAGACCGGAGCAGGCUGUGCAAUUCCAAAGAUAUUAUGGACGUCUUAGAUAACACUGGCACAUCAGCUAUCGAGGGGAUUUUCCUGGACAUGUCGCAGCUGAAAUUGGAUGCAAGUCCCAGUAUAUUCCAGAAAAUGUGUAACCUUAGACUGUUAAAAUUUUAUUGCUCCAAAGUGAUAGAGAAUCGUGGAGUGUCUUUACCUCAAGGUCUUGAAUACUUGCCGAGCAAGCUAAGGCUUCUGCACUGGGAAUAUUAUCCUCUAAGCUCUUUGCCGCAAUGUUUUGAUCCGAAGAACCUCGUAGAGCUCAAUUUGCCAUAUAGUUGUGUGAAAAAACUUUGGAAAGGAAAAAAAAGUUUGGAAAAGCUGAAAAAGAUGAGAGUUAGCUACUCCUACCAGUUAACAAAACUCCCAAGACUUUCAACUGCGCCGAAUCUCGAGCUUCUUGAUCUUGAAGGUUGCAACAAUUUGGUGAGCAUCAGCCAGUCUAUAUGUUAUCUUACAAAGCUUGUUUCUCUGAAUCUGAAGGACUGCUCGAAUCUGGAGAGUAUUCCAUCUACGGUUGAUUUAGAAUCUCUUGAGGUUUUGAAUAUUUACGGCUGCUCAAAGCUAAUGAAUUUUCCUGAGAUUUCACCAAAUGUGAAACAACUCUACAUGGGUGGGACUAUGGUACAAGAAAUACGGCCGUCGAUCAAGAACCUGGUAUUGCUCGAGAUACUGGACCUGGAAAACAGCAAACACCUCGUGAAUAUUCCAACCAGCAUCUGCAAGUUGAAGCACCUUGAAACUCUGAAUCUCUCAGGAUGCUCAAGUCUUGAGCGGUUUCCAGGCUUGUCUAAAAAGAUGAAAUGCUUAAAGUCUCUUGAUUUAAGCAGGACGGCCAUUAAAGAGUUACCUUCCUCUGUUUCAUAUCUGACUUCUCUUGAAGAACUGAGACUUAUAGAGUGCCGGAACCUCGCAAGCUUGCCUGAUGAUGUGUGGAGCCUAAGAUUCAAGGUUGAAUUUCGCCAAAUUGAUACAGCGAAGUUCUCACGACUUUGGAAUAGAUUAGGAUGGCUUAAGAAAGAUCAGAUCUCUUAGAUUCUUCUUCUAUAAACCCUGGAAUGGACACAACAAAGAUCGUUGCUAGUUUCUCCAAUGUAAUGACAGACCCAAGAGUGUGAAAUAGAACU